Molecule: messenger RNA, 1041 nt
Organism: Truncatella angustata
Lineage: Eukaryota; Fungi; Ascomycota; Sordariomycetes; Amphisphaeriales; Sporocadaceae
Exons: 3
Coding region: 1-1041 (346 amino acids)
Source: RefSeq, a predicted model, not a curated record
AUGCCCUCGCUGGGUGACCGGUUCACUCGGAUUUUCCUGCUGAUUGCAGUCGCCGAAGCUCAUAUGAGAUUGCUGCAACCCAUGCGUUUCGGUGGCCUGGGACUGCCCGAGUCUGGGUCAACAACAGGUGUUGCUGAGGCAGCCUUGACUCCAGAUAGAUUCCCGUGCGGCGAAGAGUCACCCUUACGAUUCCAAUGCGACCCCUUGAACGGAUGCGCAGUCCAUGGCGGUGGUUCUUGCCAGUUAUCCUUGACGGAAGAUAGUGUCCCAACGAAAGACUCCAAAUUCAUCGUAUUUCAGUCGUGGGAAGGCGGCUGUCUCACAAGAAACGGUGCUGCGAUCACCGAUUAUCACGACCCGGCAAGCGUGCCUGGAGAGUACACCUUCAAAGUACCAGACGAUUUCCUACCGGGUAAUUAUACCAUGGCUUGGAGUUGGAUACCGAAAUGGUCAGGGCCGAAUGAAUUCUACAUGAACUGCGCGCCCAUCACGUUAAAAGCCUGCGGCAGCGCCAAACGAUCGUCGCCAAAACAUGUGAAAAGAGUCACGCGGCCAAACAUGUUCGUUUCCAAUGUAGAUGUCCCUUCCGCCCAAGGCUGCCUCACCAAGACGAGCAUCAAUGUCUUAUAUCCGGAUCCCGACCCUGACGUUAUUCGUAAUGGUACUGAUGGCGAUGGAUGCAACACACCGACCCUUUUCGCUUAUGGGGAGCGGCCAUGUCCACAGCCUGCAGCUCCGUUCUCUUGGUGCUCCGAGACUGGUAGAAGUAGUGCAAGCAUGUCUGCCACGACAAGCAUGAAUACUUCUUCUGAAGCCGCCCAGCCAACUACCAGCGAUGCAGCCUCUGGCACUGGUUCGGUUUCGCCAACGUCAAUGGUGGUGGUUAAUGCUACCAUUUCUGUCAAUGCCGGCAACUCUGCAUUGACUGCUAGCUCACCAUCAUCAGUCAGCGUUUCUACCUCGUCUGCAGCGGUGUUGGCCUCGUCAUCGUCUACAUCGGACAGUUGCUUAGCAGCCCGAAAUAGAUUUAGAAUCGUAUAG